UUACUUCACCAUGGCGUGGAAGCCAAUUCACUUUGCUCUGGCUGCCAUGAUGGUUGCAUUUGGUACAUUUAAUACCCUGUCUGUGAAAUGGGCGGAUAAAAUGACAUCGGAAAGUUCAGAUGGAACUCUUAGAAGCUUUGAUCAUCCAUUCUUACAGGCCUGUGGUAUGUUCUUGGGAGAGAUGCUGUGUAUGGUUGCUUUCUGGAUUUUAAGGUGGCGUUCCAAGCGGCAGCCCCAGAGUACGUUUCCUCCAAUAGAUGAUGGAACAGCUCCUAAAAAGUUCAACCCCCUUAUUUUCCUUCCUCCUGCUCUCUGUGACAUGACUGCUACAAGUAUCCAGUAUAUUGGAUUGACUCUCACCUAUGCUUCUUCAUUCCAAAUGCUGAGAGGAGCAGUUAUAAUAUUCACAGGAAUAUUAUCAACCAUCUUUCUCCGACGGAAGUUGCAGUGGUUCAAGUGGUUGGGGAUGGUCUUCGUUAUCGGUGGUCUGGUUACUGUAGGAGUUAACGAUCUGAUGGCACAGUCUGCUGGUAACUCUACGAGUACUAACGUAACAGAGCACACACUAUGGUCCUCUCCUAUUGUAACAGCUGUAUAUGGGAACGACACGAAGACUAAUUCUGAUCUUAUCCUCGGAGAUGCGCUUAUUUUCUGCUCUCAGGUAUUUCAUUGGUAUCAAAUGCAAGCUGUGUGUACUAGUGUAGCUGUUGGAUGGGAAGGCACAUUUGGUUUUACAACAUUAGCUGUUCUUCUUAUACCAUUUAACUAUAUUUAUGUUGGGCCAAAGUUUGGAGCUAAUCCAAGAAUGGUUCUAGAGGAUGCGUACGACGGUGUUUAUCAGCUUGCUCAUAAUCCUCUACUUGCACUAGCAUUCUCAGGAACUGUGAUAUCUAUCGCGUUCUUCAACUUUGCCGGUAUCUCAGUAACUAAGGAGCUCUCUGCUACCACAAGAAUGGUACUGGAUAGUAUCCGUACCCUAACAAUCUGGAUGUUUUCUAUCGCAGUUGGCUGGCAGAGCUUCUAUCCUCUACAGUUACUUGGAUUUGCUAUACUGCUGAGUGGAAUGUGUUUCUACAAUGAUAUUCUUAUUAUUCCAGGGAUAAAGAAGAUAGCAAGUAAGUUUGGGUUGUGUAUUGAGCCUGUACCGUACAACAACGUGGAAGAUGAGGAUGAAGAGGAGCAGGAGGACGUGGAGAACAGGGAACCUGUCUUCUCCACCAGGGGCCAGGAGUAGGCUGAUCUCGGGGCCGUUCUUGACCUCAACAUGGCGGGUGUUAUUUAACCUCUGUGGUUAAGA
This is a messenger RNA of Eurytemora carolleeae, 1297 nucleotides long. Its product is annotated as solute carrier family 35 member F6. Gene Ontology annotation, biological process: pyrimidine nucleotide-sugar transmembrane transport. The record is from RefSeq and is a predicted model, not a curated record. Gene Ontology annotation, molecular function: pyrimidine nucleotide-sugar transmembrane transporter activity. The transcript is spliced from 14 exons. NCBI's taxonomy places the organism in Eukaryota, Metazoa, Arthropoda, Copepoda, Calanoida, Temoridae. Gene Ontology annotation, cellular component: intracellular membrane-bounded organelle; Golgi membrane. Bases 11 to 1234 code for a protein of 407 amino acids.